GCUGUAGAGCUGCCCGCGACAGGUGCGAACUCAAGGGAUCCACUGCGCCGUCUGGUCCUCCCCAUCGGGGUGUCGCACCCGAGCCAGGCCAGCUACCGGUGGAUGCGCAUCUGCUGAAAGUCCGAGAUGGCCGUACGUCCCGGGCCACUCUGGCUAUUGGGCCUGGCUCUGUGCGCGCUGGGAGGAGGCCACGGUCCGCGUCCCCCGCACACCUGUCCCCAGCGUCGCCUGGGAGCGCGCGAGCGCCGCGACAUGCAGCGCGAAAUCCUGGCGGUGCUCGGGCUGCCCGGGAGACCCCGACCCCGUGCGCCACCCGCCGCUGCUCGGCAGCCAGCAUCCGCGCCCCUCUUCAUGUUGGACCUGUAUCACGCCAUGACCGAUGACGACGACGGCGGGCCACCGCAGGCUCACUUGGGCCGUGCCGACCUGGUCAUGAGCUUCGUCAACAUGGUGGAGCGCAACCGUACCCUGGGCUACCAGGAGCCACACUGGAAGGAAUUCCACUUUGACCUAACCCAGAUCCCCGCUGGUGAGGCUGUCACAGCCGCUGAGUUCCGGAUAUACAAAGAGCCCAGCACCCACCCGCCCAACACAACCCUCCACAUCAGCAUGUUUGAAGUGGUCCAGGAGCGCUCCAACAGGGAGUCUGACUUGUUCUUUUUGGAUCUUCAGACGCUCCCGGUCUGGGGACGAGGCUGGCUGGCUGACAUCACAGCAGCCAGUGCAUGGCUGCUGAACCAUAACAAGGACCUGGGACUCCACCUCUAUGUGGAAACCGAGGAUGGGCACAGCCUGGAUCCUGGCCUGGCUGGUCUGCUUGGACAAACAGCACCACGCUCCAGACAGCCUUUCAUGGUCACUUUCUUCAGAGCCAGCUCGAGUCCUGUGCGGACCCCUCGGGCAGUGAGACCGCUGAAGAGGAGGCAGCCAAAGAAAACAAACGAGCUUCCACAUCCCAACAAGCUCCCAGGGAUCUUUGAUGAUGGCCACGGUUCCCGCGGCAGAGAGGUUUGCCGCAGACACGAGCUCUACGUCAGCUUCCGUGACCUCGGCUGGCUGGACUGGGUCAUUGCCCCCCAGGGCUACUCCGCCUAUUACUGUGAGGGAGAGUGUGCCUUCCCACUGGACUCCUGUAUGAAUGCCACCAACCACGCCAUCUUGCAGUCUCUGGUGCACCUGAUGAAACCAGAUGUCGUCCCCAAGGCAUGCUGUGCUCCCACCAAACUGAGUGCCACCUCUGUGCUCUACUAUGACAGCAGCAACAACGUCAUCCUGCGGAAGCACCGCAACAUGGUGGUCAAGGCCUGCGGCUGCCACUGAGGCCGUGCCCGGCAUCCUGCUUCUACGACGGGACCAUCUGGUCAGGCCCCUCUCCAGAGGCAGGAAACCCUCUUAUGUUAUCAUAGCUCAGACAGGGACAACGGGAGGCCCUCACUUCCCCUGGCCACUUCCUGCUAAAUUUUUGGUCCUUUCCCAGCCCCCCUGUCCUCUUCAUGGGGUUUGUGGGCUAUCGCCCUCCCCUCUCCAUCCCCCUACCCCAAGCAUAGACCGAAUGCACACAGAAUCCCAGAGCCGUGCUGACUGAGAGGUCUGGGGUCGACAUGAGGAAGACUCGUCCUUGGCCAUCCUCAGUCCACAGUUGCAAACUCUGGACGGUCUGAGAAGGCUCUGGGAUUUGAAACUGGCUGAUCCGGGCUCUGCACCAUUCAUUAUGGUGGUCAGGGCAUUUGUAGGUAUAACGGACACACACUUACAUCCGUGUAUUGCUGUACUCCGUGAAAUCAGAGCGAUCCUGUUAGAAAAAGAAUCAGAGCCAGGUAUAACGGUGCAUGACAUUAAUCCCAGCACUAGAGAGAUGGAGAUAGGAGGAUCUCCGUGAGUUCAAGGCCACAUAGGAAGAUCUUGUCUCAGGGGAGAAAAAAGGAAGAAAAGGAAAGAAUAACCGUCUGGCUGGUUUACAGUAACGGUGAGAGGGAUAUUUCAUGACGUGUCCUGGGCCUG
Rattus rattus (black rat) is the source of this 2001-nucleotide messenger RNA. RefSeq names its product bone morphogenetic protein 8A-like. Gene Ontology annotation, molecular function: cytokine activity; growth factor activity. Gene Ontology annotation, biological process: SMAD protein signal transduction. The record is from RefSeq and is a predicted model, not a curated record. Lineage: Eukaryota; Metazoa; Chordata; Mammalia; Rodentia; Muridae. Gene Ontology annotation, cellular component: extracellular region.